GCGCGCCGCGCGGCUGUGCGAGAGGCGUGACGCGCCUGAACCGCAUCUCCAGGAUGGCAGGACCUCCUGACCCCCCCACAUAGUGUACUGUACUGGGCUCAGACCGCCAGCCCUUUGAGGACAAUGGACCCUAUGACGCCGGCGGGGCCCGUCACCAUGAUGGAGCCCGGUACCAUGAUGGACCCCAGAACCUCCGCCUACAGGCGAACUCUCGCCGCGCUGCUGUUGGUGAUGGGCACGCUGGUUUCCAUGGUGACCUCAGGCUCACCUGUUGCAGGUAAGCUGGACCUGAACCGGACAGCGGAGCCUCCAUCACGUCCUUCAUUAUCCUCCUCCUCCUCUUCCUCCUCUUCCUCCUCUUCCUCUCUUAGACAACUAGCUGCCAGCCCCCCCUCAGACUCCAGUUACCAUAGUAACACAGGUGGUACAGGCUCAGCAGAGGACUCGGACUCUGGGGCUCAGGGCAUCCAUCUCCUGCUCAGACCACCAGAUUUGUUGUCCCCCAGCCUCCCCCCACCUCUCCCCCCACACAGCCAGCCCACCUUAACUCCUCCUCCUCCGUGGGAGCAGGGCCCCUCACUGGAGGAGGCCUGGGGUUCCGGAGACUACCUGGAGACUCUGUCCUUCAUGGUGCCUGAUGGCGAGGAGCUGGCCCUGGCUACACCUCUGCCGAGCCACCCCUACGAUGAUGACACCGGAGGGGAGUGGGUCUCCUAUGACACUGCCUUUCCUGCCCGUCCCACUCUCCCCCUCUCUUCCCGCCUCCCCCUCUUCCCCUCCUCUUCCUCCACCCCCAGUAUUGAACUGCACACUCGCCCUGCUCACCCAGACGUCUUCCCUACCUGGGAGGAGGACUACGACCUGGAGGACAUGAUGCCUCUGGAGCCAACAGAGCUGCUGCUGCCGGACAUGAACAGUCUGGAGUACUACACCAACCUGAUCGCCCGAGAGAGGGAGAAGGAGAGGGAGAGAGAGAGAGAGCGGACCCUUUCAAAAUCCUCCAUCUCUCCUACAACCACCCACACCCCCCCACACCAUCCAACUGCCCCGUCCCCCAGCUCUAGCCCCCCAGUAGGACAGGAGCCUAAACGGCCAUUUGAGGGUCCCACACCUCCACUUGCCCUUUCACCAACUCUAACAGGUGAGGUGAGGCCACCUGCUCCAUCACUACACCCCACCAUCAAGGCUCCAUCCGCUCCCCCUGCUCCUCCUGCUCCGCCUUCUCCCCGGCCCAAAGACCAUGUUCUUACUCCAGGGAGACAACCUCCACGCCCUCCCUCCAACACCACUGGGCGGGUGCCCCCCCCUCCCCCGCUGGGCCCGCCCACUCGUCCUGACAGGCCAGAGAAGAUUCCAGUGGUCACAGAGAAGCCUAUGAAGAUUCCACCCACCAAGCCUUCCACCACCACCACCACCACUAAGGUUACCACGACCACCACAGCCAUCACCACUACUACCCAGAUCACAGCCAUCAGUCUGACCAGAGCCCCACCUGUCACUACACCCAGGGUGACUCCGCCCUCCAGACAGUACCUGUGUAACAUCACCAAGCCAGAGAUGUACCUGGUUAGAGUAGUGAGCUCUAAAGGUUCAUCAGCUGGCUUCAGUCAGGUGAGAGAGCUGCUGAAGAGGGAGUUCAACCGCUCAGUGGAGCUCCAGUUCCUGAGAACUCCAUCCAGUUUUGCAUUCCGAGUCGUAUCAGGACCUUUGAUUUACACCUCCAUAUCUGUCAUCAACGCUCUCCGUCCACCAGUGCGCACCUCUGGCCCCGUUCCCACCGUGUCACCACUCUACACCAUACCUGACCUCACUUACCAAAUCCACUCUGUGCUACAGUUUGUUCCCACCCACAUUGAUGUCAGGCUGUGCAAUUUCAGUGAACGGGUGGAAAAGGGUCUCCUGAUGGCAUAUGCCGAAACUCGCCGGCGUUCACAUGAGACUGGCAAUGUCACUGUACAGUUGUUGAACAUCACUGUGGGCGUAGCCAGGCUCAGGGAGCAGAAGGUUCCGGUUGACAUCACCUUUGCGGUACGAGAUGGCCGGGGCUAUCUGCCCGGCUCAGAGGUCAGCGAACACCUGAGGAAGCUCAGCCUUGUGGAGUUCAGUUUUUACAUCGGAUUUCCUGUCCUGCAAAUCGCAGAACCCUUCCACUACCCUGAGCUUAACACAUCUCACCACCUGCGUUCCACUUGGGUCCGUACAGUCCUGCUGGGUGUUCAGGAGCAGAUGGUGGCUGAGAGAAGUUUUAAAGCUCGACUAGAGAGACGCCUCGCUCUGCUGUUGGAGGAGGGGUUGAGUGGAGUCAGGAGGCGCUAUACUAGAGCUACAGCUGUGGGCAACAACAGUCUGCAGGUGGUGCGUGUGGCGAGGCUGUCGGGGGCAGAGCGCCCCCUGGAGGUGUUGUAUUUCGUGGAAGGCCCAGGGGGUGAGCGGAUCCCUGCUGAAGUGACUGCAGCCACUCUGAACCGACUAGACCUUCAGAGAGCUGCCAUUGUCCUUGGACAUCGUGUCCAGAGACCACUCGCUCAGCCUGUGGAGACACUGUCAGUGCCACCCUCAGAGACUCAGAGCAGCAGUAUUUGGCUGAUUGUUGGUGUGGUAGUCCCUGUCCUUCUGGCUGUCUUCAUCAUCAUCAUCCUUUACUGGAAGUUGUGUGGCUCAGACAAGUUGGAGUUCCAGCCAGAUGCCAUAAACACCAUCCAGCAGCGGCAAAAGCUUCAGGCUCCUAGUGUUAAAGGCUUCGACUUCGCCAAACUCCAUCUGGGUCAGCACAGCAAAGAUGACAUCAUGGUGAUCCAGGAGCCUGGUCCACUGCCGGCCCCUGUCAAAGAGGCCACGCCUUCUGAUGGUGGAGACCUCAACACUCCCAAAUCUAAAGGAUCGUCCACUAAAGCAGCCAGGUCCAGCCGCCGCAGGGGCAGACUCAGUCCAUCAGAUGGUGAUUCAUUAGGAAGUGACCAGUCCAGUGGCAGAGAGUCAGCAGAGGAGAGUACCCGGCCUGUGGCCACGCCCAGUGAGGGGAAACAGCACAGGAAGACGCCUAAAAAUGGAAGGAGCAAGAUGGCUGCUCCAUCGGGCAGUGGUCCAGAUGAGCUGCUCUCCUCCUCCUCCAUCUUCGAUCAUGUCGACCGUCUGUCACGUGGCUCCUCUGAUGGGACUCGUCGUCAGGCCAACAAGGUGCAACUAAUUGCCAUGCAGCCACGGCCAAGCCCACCGCUACAGCACCCCCCGACCCAGCUGAGUCCAACCCUCACAGAAAAAGUCAACACAGAGGUGGCGCUAAGACACAAGUCAGAGAUUGAACAUCACAGAAACAAGUUGCGGCAGCGCGCCAAGAGGCGUGGCCAGUGUGAGUUCCCAUCCAUGGAUGACAUAAUGGAUGCAUUUGGAGAUGGACCGGUACAAAGUGAGGCAGCGCAGCGCCUCUACAGCUCCGCCCACGACCACAUGGACUGUAUCCUGCAGACUGACGCCCCAUCACCUCCAACCCCCACUGACUCCAGGAGAAGAGGGAGGCGGUCUCCUCGAGGGCGGCGGGCUCAGCCAGGUCCUGGAAGUCUCCCCGAUACUGACAGAGACAGGCUGCUUACUGACCAGAGCGCCACCUACAGAAAAUACCCAGGACUCAACAAUGUGGCCUAUAUGUCAGACCCUGAUCUUCCCCCAGACCACGGCAGCCCCUCCCCUACUGAUGAGGUGUUUGACCCUGCCCCGCCCCCACCCCCGUACAUGCCUCCCCAACCCUCCAUUGAGGAAGCACGGCAGCAGAUGCACUCCCUCCUGGAUGAUGCCUUUGCCCUGGUGUCGCCGUCCUCACAGGGCAGCGCCGGGGUGAGCGGGGUAAGCCCUGCCCUGCCCAGCCCCUCCCCUCAAGCCCGCCCUUCUGGCAGGCAGUGGGGCUCUUACCCAGCAGCCCCCUCUCACAGCCCUUUCUCUGCAAGAUAUGCUGAACUGGGAAUGUCUCCUACAUCCGUUCAGGGUCUGCUGCAGAGGCAAGGACUGAGCUCAGGAGGGUAUGCCUCUACUGGAGAUCAGUUGCAAGAGGCAGUUUAUUCCAACAGGGGGCAGUAUGAUGACCCACCCUCCUCCUCCAGGCCUCGACCUGUAGGGGGCAGCACAGGUGCACAGUUACACCACUUGACCCAGGUGGGUCUCUCCAGCCAGAUCGGGGCUUAUCCUGGUGUGGGCCGUAGUAUGUCAGGUCCCACUGGCUCUAGCUGGAACCAGCAACACUCAGACCAGGACCUAUCCAGACCAGGAGCCAGUAGAGAGAGUGUCCUAUCAUUUCCAGAGUUCUCCUCAUCUUCUGUUUUCCAGAUGCCCAGCUCGUCAUUGCGGGACUCGUCAGCUCCGCCUCUACUCCUGACCUCACCAACGCCAGAGUACCCACCAGAGGACGCCUCCCCCUCCGCCCACACCUCAGCCUCUUUAAUAAAGGCGAUCAGGGAGGAACUACGACGUCUGGCCCAGAAACAGGCUGCAGUAACCAGCUACCCUUAGACUGGUCUGGGCCAGUUUGGAUCAGGACUGAACUGGUUUUAGCAAUUUACCACUAUGAACUUCUAAGGACUGGGUUGAAACCACAAACCUGAAAACUGAUCCACACUCUGGACCAUCUUGAGUUAAUAAAAGUCUGUGCCACUGAGACCAAAUUAACUCUGGACCACAAUCUAUGUCUGAAAAAACCCAACAGUGUUCCCUGACCUCCGGUAUUUUACAGGGUCCCAUUCGUCAGUCCAUUGGUUGUCCUUCAGCUCAGUGUCUCAUUGGACAGUAGUUUGACUCGUCACAUUUCCACUGAAGUGCUUCCUGGAGUGGAUCGUCCCACCUGACUGUCUGGAGUGGAUUGUCCUGUUGAUUUCCUGAAGUGCAUCAUACCUCUGGACAUUCUGGACUGGAUGUUCUGUCUCGUUCUUUUGGAGCAGAUUAUCCCUCCUGAACCUUUGGAGUGGAUCCUUCUUUUAGACCUUCUGAGAGGAACCCUUUGAUCCUCUGGAUGGGGCGGUCCCUCUGACGUUCAGGAUAGGAUGGUCCCUCCUUACCUUUGGACUUGGUGGUCACUCCUGAUCUUCCGUGGUGCUAACCGUCAGCCUCAUACAGUCCUCUCAUUGCCACGCAUUGCCUUCCACACUCCCAUCAGUCACGGGGAUCGGGUCUCCGUUCAUAAACCAUAUCACUGAGGUCUUUGCACUGUCGACAGCUGGAGGUGGGAUACAGUUCCUGCGGCAUGGCGACACAAAACAAGAAAAAAUAUUUAUAAAUAGAUAUAAAAUGAUAUAAAAUAAUAUAUGUAAAGAAAUAGAAUCCCAAUGAGCACAAUAUUAAUGUAAGAGUUAUUAACGGAGUAUUGAGAUGUAACUUAUUUUUUAUUGCUUGUAUAUGAAAGUAUACGUUAAAUCCUUUAUUUUGAUCAAAAAAGACCAAACUACUGUUCUAUGGUUGUACUCCUCUUGUGUUUGAGCUCGCUGUAGAUUUUGAGCCAGCAUUUGUUUCUCUGUGGAGAUGUUGCUUAGUGUAGCUGCUCGCUUGUGUGCUCACGUAUUGGUGGCAAUGACAAAAAAAAAUUACCGCUAAUGCAUCGCUUUGAUAUAGAGUUUUUUGCUCCACAUGGAGCAGAUUCAUCGCAAAUUAGUUGCAUCCAUCAGUUUGUGGGCAGAACGCAAUGGAUAGGUCUAUCAGGUUGAAGAUUGGGUCAAGGGUUUGUUUGUGUAGGUGGGGAGAGUUGGAAUCACAGUCUGAUGCCAAACAUAAUCACAACAGUGCCCCCCUGAGGCUGUAAUGUCAAUCGCAGACUUAAAAUAACUUAACUGCUUGAGGAUAAGUGUAAAUGGAACUGACAAGGACAGAGACUCACAUCAUAUAAUAAUAAUUAUUAUUAUUAUAAUUAUAAUAAUAAAAAAGCAACAAGCAUGUCACAUCGUUAGCCAAUGCUGAGAUACAUUUUUUCCAUUUCUAAUUCAAACUGUUUAUUCUAUGUCAUACUGCAAAGGGACAAAUACAGAUAGUUUGUGAAGUUUUUAGCAGUUGUUAUAGUUUACUAAAACUAAGCUAGCUGUGAAAUAAGUAUUUUGUUAACUAAAAUAAAAAUGAACAUUUUUUUUCAUUUUCUUUAACUAAAGAAUUUCCUCAUAAUACUUGAAAAAUUCAAACACCAAAACUAAAAGUGGAUUAGAUUGUCAAAUUACAAAUUAAACUACUUGUAAAACUAAAAACAAACUGAAAACAUUAAAACCUAAUGGACAUUUUCAACUAUAAGUGUGUUUUUUUUUUUUCAAGUAUUUCAUUUUGUUCAACCAAAAGGUAAAAACCUAAAGAUUUUAAAUACAAUUAAUGUAAUUACAAUUACAACAUUAAACGCAGACAAAGGUCUUAACAUAUUACAGUUGACAGAUUUAAUUCAAUGCUGCCAUUCAUUUUUUGAUGAUCCUCUUAAAGAUCAACUAGUUAUUUUAAUAAAUUAAUAAAUUGGUAUUAAUAGGAGUCAAUAUGCCAGUGAGGCCAUAGAAAUAAAAAUAUGGCCCCAUUUAUGAAUAAUCUGUUAGGUAACCUGCAAAACAUGGCAGCUCUGUUUCUUUUCUGUGAAAAGGAAACAUAACUCAAAUAUUUCACAUUCUAGAGCUCCUGUCCUGGUCAUGUUAUGCUUCCAUUUUGUAAACCUUCUUGUGUUGGCUGAAUGACUGCUUCCUUCUCUUGCUGUUCGGUUGGUUUUUCUGUGCUCUUUUGAUGAAGCUGGUUAUUCAUAAGUUUGAGAGGGUUUGUUCGUCUCUGCUCUUCUUCAGCAUGUUCAACUAAGUUUGAACGUUAGCUACUCGUGAUGUUCCUGUUAAUGUCCAGCAUGCUGCUAAAAGAUGUUAAAAACAAACUUUAAACAAGUGAAAAGUCGUUCCACAUCAGGUAAAGAGUGAGCAAAGAGUGAAUAAUGUCACAGUGCCAUUAAACCAUCAAUCCAUCGAAACACAGUAGAAAAAAAAAUACACCAUGGAACAUCAUGUUUUUUUGUUUUGUUUUUUCAAAAGAUAUUUUUAAUCUAAAUAAAGAUGGUCACAGUUAACAGUGUAUAAAAGAAAGUGGAUAUGAUGUUGAAUAGAAAUAACAAUAUAGAAAAAAAUAUUUUAUUUGUGAUUGUUCUGAAUGGACUUAAAGAUCAGCCCGACAACAGUGCCAACACAUCUUUCACGGACCAGAAACCAAGUGCAGAACUCUUCACUGGCUAGAGACUUUCUGAUUGGACCUAGCACCUGUCAGUCAAACUGUCAGACCUGGCCACACCCACAGAUCACACGGUGCUAAUUCAUGAACUCUAGGUGUGUCUGAACUUGACAAAAAUCACAUGCAGUUCAAACAAAAUACCACAAUCUGCAGGUGUUGUGAUGGAAAAGAGAAGUUCAUCUUCUCUCAUCAAACUCUGGAUUCAAACUGUUCCUCUGCAGUUUCCACAAACUUCUCUUGAAUGUUUCCUUCAGUGUUUUCUAGGAUUUCAGAGUUUCUGUGUUUUCUAGAUCUGUGAUCCUCAGUAAGAAUCCAGCAGAUGACCAGCCGCACUGUGGACGUUUAAUCAGGACAAAACAACUGACUCAGCCUGAGUUCUCACAAGCUACUAACACAUUUAAAGCUCCCUGAAUUCCUAAGAGGUGAUUUAUUCCUCUCUGAGUAUCUUUUGCACACAGGAGAUUAUGUUGUUUGCACAAGACAUUUACAUGCACAGAAUGUAUAGUCUCAAUAGUUUGCGGGCAUAUGUCAACAAAAAUGUGAAGUGCAAAAAUUAUUAAGUUGUGCAAACAAUGCACUGACUGAUUCAAACAAUAUAUAAAUUCAUGCAAACAAGAUCAAAUAACUAGUUAAAACCACUCUGCUGUGAUUGGUUGUUUCACUGCAUGGCUGUGAUUGGGUUAUUCUCUGUUAACAAGUAUGUUACGUUUUAGAUUAGAUCUUCCUUUAAUACACUUCAUCUUGUUGAAGCAGUACAAAAAUGCACACAUUUACAUGUAUUUACUUUCUUCAGGUUGUAAUAUGUCCGUCAUCCAUUGGUAGAACUCCUAAUGGGCAUAAUUAUUAGAUCAAUACAAGCUAAAUGACUGCUAUGCAAAAGCUGGUUUGACCAACCAACAGACCAAACCACCACCUGAUCCAAAUCACUGAAAGAAAAAGACAAACUCACACAUUUUAAACCUGAUAUCAUGAAAUGUUGGUAUAUUUUGUGUGAAAAAUGAACCUAAACCUUUGCCAUUGUUAAGUUUCUUAAUUUUGUCUCAGUCAACAGAAGUGUUAAGUAUUACUUCUAUAUACACUGAGUCUAUGACAAGGCUUAGUUUCCGCUGAAACAUACACCCCAUGUGAGUAUUUAGCCAAAUGCUGGUAACCAGAAAAGUAUUGGUGAUAAGUAUAACAACCAGACCCAGGAGAGAUUCCCUACAACCAGCCUCAUCUAGCAUUUAUACAAUCAAUAGCUAUAUUUUCACACACAACAUUGAUCCAACAAUGUGUGUGAACCAGAUAGUAAUUUGUGCAAACAAUAUGCUUAUGAUUGUGUGCAUGGUAUAAUAAAUAUACGUAAGGAUUCAGGGACAAUGUAAAUGUCUUUGGCAGCUCCACUGUCACUACCUGAUCCUACAUGUGUGAAAAGGCUACUUCCUGUUACAAGUGUUUCUAAGUAGUUUAUGGCACUUUGGGAUUUAAAGAAAUGGGAAUAUGAAUGUAUUUGUUGUUAUGAAAUACAAGAUGUUUAUUUAUCAAAUACUUUUUAAGCUUGAGUAGUUUUUUCAGCUAAAUGAGCAAAGAAUAAGUAGCUAACAGUAGCUAAAAUUUGUUAGUGAGAUAUCUACAGCUUGGCAAUUCAUUCAAUUUCAAUAUCACCAAAAAAGGUUUUAUUUAAAAAAAAAAAAAAAAAAAACCUGAAAGAUUUGUCAUUUUUGUGAAAUAUGUUCAACUGGAACCUCAGUUUUGAGUCGUCUAUUUCAUUAACACCUUAGACACCCUGACCACAAGAAAACAUACAUUUAUUUAAACCAAAGAUAACAUUUUAAUUAAAUCAAGGCAUUUUAUUUCCAAAUAUUGGUAACAGGAAGUGGUAUUUUCACAUGAGUAUAGAACAAAAUGGGUUCUGGGAUGGGUAGUCAGUGAUUUGAAAGACAUAAUGCUAAAGUGUAACAGUAGUGGCCCAAUUUUGUUGAUGGUUAAAACUGUUUGGCCCGUGAGAUUUCAGAUUUUUAUGCUCGUAUUAUUUCAGUCAGUAGUUUUGUCAUGGAUGAACGUCCGUACGGUGGCAGCUCUGAGUCGAUCCACAUUCCUGUUGCUCUCUUUGUACUCUGUCCCAGUGUGCAGCGUUACUGAGUUACGUCCAGUAUUAUAUCCAGGUGUGAUCACAUCUGCCCAGGUGUCAUAAAGGUAACUCAGUACAGCUGCAUUCUGGAAACAGAACUUGAAGAGAAAAUUGUUUAAUUGUCAGACCUGAACCUGGUUUUACUGCCAGCAGGACUCCUCAUCUGACCUGAAGGCGUCACAUGACAGGACCUGUUCUACCCAAACUCUGUGUGAGCUGCAUCCUGUGGUGUUUCAAGUCUGAAAGAUUGUGUUUAACAAACAUUAAAGAGAUGUGUUCAAUUCA
Messenger RNA from Sphaeramia orbicularis (orbiculate cardinalfish), 9604 nucleotides. Its product is annotated as UPF0606 protein KIAA1549. Bases 124 to 4500 code for a protein of 1458 amino acids. The record is from RefSeq and is a predicted model, not a curated record. Lineage: Eukaryota; Metazoa; Chordata; Actinopteri; Kurtiformes; Apogonidae. The transcript has 21 exons.